AUACAUCCUAAAACUACAUACAGAUCGAAGAGACGUUGGGACGAUGAGUUCUUCAAAGAUGACGAAGUUGAGUGCAUCAGCUUUGGCUUUUCUUCCACAAGAGAUCCUCGUCGAAAUUCUGAGUAAACUCCCUGCCAAAUCUCUGGUGCGAUUCAAGUCUGUUUCUAAAUUCUUUUUUUCUCUGCUUGUUGAUCAUCCCUUUGCCGAUCUGCAUCGCAACUGGUCCUUAACCCUCCCCAGUAGGAUGAGCAUUCUCAUCUUUUUCCCACCCACCCGUGACCGCAAUACCAGCCGAUAUUUCACCACAAAUUACUCCGAAGAAAACCAAGGAAAGCUCCAAGUCAAUCAUCUCCAGUAUAUCGACGACGACGGUGAUAUCUUCGGGAAGGUUUAUUUACGGUCCGCCCUGAACGGCCUGCUUUGUUUCUGCGGAUCCUCACGGCUCGGAGACGACAUUGCAAUUCACAACCUUAGUACUCGACGCCAUAUCUCUCUUCCACCAACCUAUCCUCGUCUGCCCCGCGAUUCUCGGAUGAGGAUGAACGUUUGUGGGCUCUUGGGUUUCGAUCCCGUUUCGAGAAGAUACAAGGUGCUGAAGUCAGUCCAGUUUUCAAAAAACAUCUUCCGGGAUGGGCAUGUUUCGGUAAAGCAUUGGGUUUUUACACUGGGCGUGGAUAAAUCAUGGAGGGAGGUCCAUCCCUCUCCCCUUUUCAAUCCUUACAAUUGCUUUAAUAAUGAUUUCUAUUUUCACACUAGUGUUCAUAUUGACGGGAUAAUCUAUUCUCUUAAUUCGCUGAAUUACUCAAAUUAUCACAUAGUAGCAUUUGACGUUAGGACUGAGAAUUUCCUAGCGAUGCCUCUUCUCCCCCCAAAUAUAAUUCUUGUUGUGGGCUUGGUAGAGGUGGAUGGUCGAUUAGCACUUGUGGGCCUGGGUAUGAAUAUAUGGACUCUAGAGGAAUCAAUGGUAUGGAAGAAACAAUAUUCAAUUUGCAUUCCUAGACUAUUAUCCCAAGAGAUUAGGGAUGAAGAUUUACAAAGGGAAAAGGUUGCAAAUGAAGAGGAGUUUAUCUGGAGAAAUUUGUUUUUUGUUGCAAAUCAGGUUGGGGAGAUUGCUGUGUUAUUGAUGUUGAAGAGAUCUGUUUUUAUUUUAUUUUAUAACUUGAAAACACAUAAUUGGAGAAAAUUUGAGUUAUGUGAGUUUGGUAUGCCUCUAAGCGAGGUUAUGUAUCAUAGUACUGCCAUGCACUUCAUCUUAGACAAUAUCUUCUAAUUUUUAUUAGUAUUAAAUAAGGAGGUCUUGGAUGGUGUGAUAUCGGCCCCUUAAAGUGCUUUUUUACUCGAUCGCCUAAUAAAUGAUAAUGUACUCAUCGCCUCGGAAGUAGUACAUUAUUUGCACCGGAAGAAGCAAGGAAAUAAUGUUUGGUGUGCCCUUAAGCUUGACAUGGCCAAAGCCUAUGACAAGAUGGAAUGAAGGUUUUUGAAGCAGGUUGAGGGUUUUUGAAGCAGGUUAUGAGCCCUUAAGCUUGACAUGGCCAAAGCCUAUGACAAGAUGGAAUGAGCCCUUAAGCUUGACAUGACCAAAGCCUAUGACAAGAUGGAAUGAGCCCUUAAGCUUGACAUGGCUAAAGCCUAUGACAAGAUGGAAUGGGGGGUUUUUGAAGUAGGUUAUGAUACGAAUGGGGUUUGAUAGUCGUUGGAUUGAUAUUAUUAUGAGAAUGAUAUCUCCAUGUGUUGUGGCGCGUGGUGCUCCAGGUAUCUCCCAUUUGUUUUUCGCCGAUGACAGCCUCUUUUUUUUCAAGGCAACAAUUUCUUAGGCUGCAGUUAAGGACGGUCUCACGACAUAUGAAGCAAUGUCCGGCCAGUCAUGUAUAUUAUUCAGUCCCAAUACUUUGGCCAUUUCGAAGAAUGCGUGUCAAUAUUGUGGAGGGAUUGGCCGUAACAGAAAGGAGGUUUUCUCGUAUCUUGAGACUGGAUGGCAUAAGAAGGUGUUGUCUCGUGCCGGUAAGGAAGUCUUGAUCAAAAGUGUUGCCCAGGCCUUAUCGACGUAUACCAUGAGUAUAUAUUAUUUGCCCUUAACUUUCUGUGAGCGCAUUAUGAAUCAAUAUUGGUGGGGUUCGCGGGGUAAUGAAGGUGGUGGAAUCUGGUGGAUGGCAUGGCGACGUAUGUGUUCCCCAAAAGCUGCUAGAGGUCUAGGUUUCAAGCAAGUACAUAAGUUCAACCUUGCGUUGCUUGCCAAGCAAGGUUGGCGCCUCCUUACAAACCUAACAUCUCUAGCAGCUCGAAUUUUCAAGGCACGUUACUACCCUUAAGAUGAAUUUUUGGAUGCUAGAAUUAGUGCAAAUCCCAGUUAUGUUUGGCGUUCAAUUCUAGCAGGAAAGGAUAUUUUAAGCACAGGCCGUGUAAAGCACAUUGGUAAUGGAGAAGGAACUUCAGUCUGGAAGCAUCCUUGGUUGCCGGAUGUUGAGGAUCCAUAUAUUCAUUCACCGUGUUUGAGCCAAGACCCAAAUAUGAAGGCCAGGGAGUUGAUCAUCCCAGCGACUAAGGAUUGGGAUGUUGAGAAAUUGAUCAAGUAUUUUGAUGCUUGUGAUGUUAGUUUGAUACGUAGAAUCCCUGUGGCCCUAGGCUUUAAUGAUAGCUGGUGCUGGCGUGAUGAUAUUACAGGUCAGUAUCGUGUGAAGCAUGGUUAUAAGCUGAUCAAUACUCUUCAAGAUGAAGGUCAGAGCUUGAAUUUUGCAUGGAAGGAGUUGUGGACGCUCAAAAUCCUGCCGAAUAUCAUUAACUUUGUUUGGAGAUGUAUACAUGGAGUUUUACCAACAAUGGAAGCCUUAUGUACAUGGAGUUUUACCAACAAUGGAAGCCUUAUGUUCGAGGAGGAUAGAUGUCGAUAUGAGUUGUCAUCUCUGUAAACAACAUCCUGAGACGUUGCGGCACUUGUUCUUUGAUUGUGUACAUGUUCAACCUCUUUGGAUUGAUACGCACCGCCUGUUAAUUGCCGAUGAUGAUGAUUUUGUAGUUUGUUUGACCAAGUGGCUAGCGGUGGCUGACGGCAUUGUUGUUAAGCGGUGCAUAGCUAUGUCCUGGUCUAUUUGGAAGCAUCGCAAUGCUUUGGUCUGGAGCAGCAAACAGUGGUAGAUAAAUUCUAUUAAUAUGGAGAUUUCAAACUUCUGGUGGAUUGGGAGGAAAAUCUGGCGCAGAACAACAAUAUAUCUCAUGCUAUUUCACCUAGUUCUGAUAAGAUGCAUGUGUCUCCAGGUACGGUUUGCAUUUUUGUAUAUGCGGCGGUCUAUCCAGAUUCGGAUGAUGCUUAUUUUGGUGCUUACAUGACAAAUAGUAAUGGCGGUUUUGUGGCGGCUAAGAAUGGAUCUGUUAGAUGUUUGCGUGAUGUUUUACUUGCAGAAGCCAUGGCCGUGAAGGAAGCUUUGUCCUGAGCAAGAGAAAGAGGAGAUAAUAAACUGAUAAUCUUUUCUUAUUGUCAGUUGGUUUGCAAGUGGUUCGAUGGUAUGGCACAUGAUCUUUCUUAUGCUGGUUGUGUUUUAAGUGAGUGCCGCUCUCUUCAACGACACUUUGAAUCAGUGUCUAUUCAUUUUAUUCUGAGAUCAGCGAACAAGUUUGCUCAUGCACUAGCUAGAGCUACUCGUUCUCAAUCUGGUCUGUUGUGCUGGUUAUCGGUGAUUCCUUCUUGUAUUGAGCAUCUAUUUUAAUAAAGUUAUUCUAUUUCCUUUAAAAAA
Molecule: messenger RNA, 3728 nt
Organism: Ipomoea nil (Japanese morning glory)
Lineage: Eukaryota; Viridiplantae; Streptophyta; Magnoliopsida; Solanales; Convolvulaceae
Product: putative F-box protein At5g62660
Exons: 2
Coding region: 44-1270 (408 amino acids)
Molecular function (GO): protein binding
Source: RefSeq, a predicted model, not a curated record